GGGGUGCGCCGGCGUCCUGGCGCAGCUCCGCCCCCUCACGUUGGGCGAAUCCAUGGAAGUCCUCGUGGAGCUCGACUGCCAGAUCGCUGACGACUGUAUCGACUCCCGCUGUGUACCGAGGUUGAACAACAUGGAAUGGAACGUGACAACGCUGCAAACAAAUGAUCUGAGGCAUCAUAUCCUGUCCCAGUCAGCGUAUGCUGUUCGACGCAUCGCAAAAGCCAUGGCCAGCAGAGUGAAUUGUGAGUGGUGGCGUCAUGUUCAGUUUGAGUGGAGGGAUAAACCUGAACUGCAGGCCCAGGCGGCUGUUUUCCGGGAACGACUCUCCACCUACUGGCGGGACUUGGCGCAGCUGCUCUCACUCGAUGCGACCCUCGCCUCGCAGCUGUUGGUUCCCCUCGCAUUCGAACGAAUGGGUAACCACGCAAGUGAUCAGCAACUCCACGGUUGGAUUAAGGACAUGGAACGUGUGAAAAACAUGCUGCGCACGAAAUUAACCGGAUGGGUACAUGACAUGCAAUUCGCCAGCAAACAGGUGGAGCACUACGAGGUGGAAGAAGACAAGGACAGGCCAGGGCACUUGAUACUCAGGCGGCCGCUGUUGAGUGAACGCCUGCUGCCCUAUCAGCCGUGGAGCUUCUCCUCUGACGACGACUUCAGUGCGCUGUGCGAGGAGCGGCAGCCAGAGGCGUCGCAAAUGUUCAGUCUCGCUGAAGAACUGUCCGCCCUCCAUCGUGUCUACUGGGUCACUGCAGCUGACUACAUCGAUUCAUUCUACGAUGAUGGUUUCAAGAUUGUAGACGAGGAGUGGCAGCUGGAGGACAGAAGCCACGCUACGCUCUCCGUGAACACUGACUGCGUGCAGCUGUUGGUGAACGCCCUGGACCACCCCACGUGUCCGCUGGAAGACCUGCCACUGGAAGCCGUUAAGCAGCGCGAGCAGUGCCGCGAGCAGCUGUGGGACGACGUGGUGCAGAGGUCGCCCCACAUACCCGUCACCAGCUACCUGGCCUACACGCAGAGGAUAAACGUCAACCUCUGUCUGCUCGCCUGGAUGGCGGUCAACUCAUGUAUUCUUGUGUUCGCCAUCUCAGGCUUCCUAACCAGCUACUACCUGCUGAAGUAA
This is a messenger RNA of Schistocerca piceifrons (Central American locust), 1126 nucleotides long. RefSeq lists its product as uncharacterized. The coding region runs from base 53 to 1126 and encodes 357 amino acids. Lineage: Eukaryota; Metazoa; Arthropoda; Insecta; Orthoptera; Acrididae. The record is from RefSeq and is a predicted model, not a curated record. The transcript has 7 exons.